CCGCCCUACGCUUGUGUUUCCGUCAAUGAAUUUCGGAAUUACGCUGAGUGCGUAGCGUAAGGGCCGUGGCGGAGCUGUUACCGAGAGAUCGGACACGGAGACAGAAUGGUAGCACAACAGAAGAACCUGGAAGGAUAUGUGGGCUUCGCGAAUCUCCCCAACCAAGUUUACAGAAAGUCUGUGAAGCGAGGCUUUGAGUUCACGCUCAUGGUUGUGGGUGAAUCGGGCCUGGGGAAGUCUACACUCAUCAACUCCCUAUUCCUCACAGACCUGUAUUCUUCAGAGUACCCUGGACCUUCUCACAGAAUUAAGAAGACUGUGCAGGUUGAGCAGUCGAAGGUGUUGGUAAAAGAGGGCGGAGUGCAGCUGCUGCUGACCAUCGUGGACACACCGGGGUUUGGAGAUGCUGUAGACAACAGUAACUGCUGGCAGCCGGUGAUCGAUCACAUCGACAGUAAGUUUGAGGAUUAUCUCAACGCAGAGUCGCGCGUCAACAGACGGCAGAUGCCCGACAAUAGAGUUCACUGCUGCUUGUACUUCAUCGCCCCCUCUGGACACGGACUGAAGCCACUGGAUAUCGAGUUCAUGAAACGGUUACAUGAAAAAGUGAACAUCAUCCCUCUCAUCGCCAAAGCCGACACACUGACUCCAGAGGAAUGCCAACAGUUCAAGAAGCAGAUAAUGCGAGAAAUCCAGGAGCAUAAAAUAAAAAUCUAUGAAUUUCCAGAAACGGACGAUGAGGAGGAGAACAAGCUAGUGAAGAAGAUUAAGGAUCGGCUGCCUCUGGCGGUUGUUGGCAGUAACACCAUCAUAGAGGUGAAUGGGAAGCGUGUGAGAGGGAGGCAGUACCCCUGGGGCGUGGCUGAAGUUGAGAAUGGAGAGCACUGUGACUUCACAAUCCUACGAAACAUGCUCAUCAGGACCCACAUGCAGGACCUGAAGGAUGUGACUAAUAACGUCCACUAUGAGAACUACCGCAGCAGGAAGCUUGCUGCAGUCACCUACAACGGAGCUGACAACAAUAAGAGCAAAGGCCAGCUCACCAAAGUUGACACAGUUGAAGGCAUAAGUCCUCUGGCGCAGAUGGAGGAGGAGAGGAGAGAGCACAUGGCUAAGAUGAAGAAGAUGGAGAUGGAGAUGGAGCAGGUGUUUGAGAUGAAGGUCAAGGAGAAGCUCCAGAAACUGAAAGAUUCUGAGGCAGAGCUGCAGAGACGUCAUGAGCAGAUGAAAAAGAACCUGGAGGCGCAGCAUAAGGAGCUGGAGGAGAAGAGGAGGCAGUAUGAGGAGGAGAAGGCCAGCUGGGAGGCCCAGCAGUAUCUGUUGGAGCAGCAGAAACUAGACGCCUCCAGGACCUUGGAAAAAAACAAAAAGAAGAAGAUCUUUUAAAGCGUUCGGACCACCACCUUGUACUAGUUGCCAAUAAAGCCAGCCUGGACUGUCUGUCGGUCAACCAAAAAGAAAAAUAUCGCCCCUCCUUUUCACCUGGUGUCUGUCUGUGUGGUGAGGGGACAGCUGCAAGGUUAAGACAGGAGAGGGGAAGGGCGUCCUACUGAACUAUUACAGGCCUGAAAGUCUAUAAUUACAUUUACGUUAUCUGACCAGUAGACGUGCAUUAACCUCUCUGGACUCUGAGCUUGAACAAUCAUAUUUCUUUGGUUCAUAACUUACAAACGCCUUCCAGCUAUAGAGAGAAAUCAGAGCUAUAGUGCUGUUUAGGGAAGGUACCUGUUCCCAGUAAAUAUGUUUACUAUUCUUUAAAAUUCCCCCGCCUCUUAUUUAGUCACAGAGUUUUAUAAAGCAGAGGGCCGCCCUCCUCCUCCAACACUGGCAGACUCCAUCCGAAAAACCUAAAGGCUGAAAUACACCUCAGGCGAUUCAUUUGUUAAUUUUUUUUUUUAAUAAAAAAAUAAUAAUAAAAAAAAACUUUGCGGCUUUAAUUUUUUUUCUCUCUCUCUCUCUCUCAAGAAAUGUUAAGCUCUUCCAUUUUGUGUAAUUUAAGUUAUCUAGCCUUGGACCGCAUUGUAUAACUUUUUUGUUUAUCGUUAACGUUUUGUUCACCUUUGUUUUAUGUCGUCUGUUAAUUUUUGUCUUAUUAUAUAUCAGCCCUGCUACAGUUGUGUUGUUUGUGGAGACACUGUGUUAAAGUGAUAGCGUAGCCAUUCACAAAGCCUUUAUAAAUGUGUCAUAAUGUGGCCGAGACUUUUCCAUAUUAAUUACUGACUGUACCUUUGUUUUAGUGUAGUUUCUUUUUUUUACCAGCAUUAAAAUGAACUGUCAUUGUUUUUGUAUAGACUGCAUAUAACAUCGUUUGUGCUGGUGUGAUAUUGGACAAAACCUGUUGAAAGCAAAAUGAGCUUUUUGCUAAAUUUGAAUAAAAAGAAUAGAAACAGUGAGGGUUUUUUUUUCUUCUUUUUUUCCUUUCUUUGUUAAAUUAUGAUGCAUUUAUAAAUAUGCUGCACCUGUCUGUCAAUGACGGCCACCUACAGUGUCUCCUUUUCUCUCUGGUGUGUAAAAUGGAGGGUGAGCUGCUUUUCUUGAUCUGUUACUUUAAUGCCUAAGUCAGAAAUCGCCGCCACUUGGCGAACUAUUUUUUUGGUACUGCUUUCUCAGAAACUUUUAAAUAAUAUCUACAGUCCUACAGUCCGUCACCUUAAAACAGCCAUGAAAGCUCUUCAUAGACGUUUCGCCUGUUCUCAGUUGUCCUCCAAACUCACUGCCAGGUGGUGGCGCUGCUGCUUUAGCUGUUCCUGAUUGGUUGUUUUAGUAACAGGUCUGUUCUGUUGGAGCUCUCACCCACAGCUGGUCAUGCUCAAAAACCACAUUUAGCUUUUGAUUAUAUACGGCAUCUAUAUUUUCUAUUUUUUUUGUUCUUUUUUUUUGGUCAUUUUUAUUGUACAAAGUCACGUAAUAAAACUGUGAUGAUGAUACCA
Colossoma macropomum (tambaqui) is the source of this 2930-nucleotide messenger RNA. RefSeq names its product septin 7a (gene septin7a). Lineage: Eukaryota; Metazoa; Chordata; Actinopteri; Characiformes; Serrasalmidae. The coding region runs from base 106 to 1386 and encodes 426 amino acids. Gene Ontology annotation, biological process: cilium assembly; cytoskeleton-dependent cytokinesis. Gene Ontology annotation, cellular component: septin complex; microtubule cytoskeleton; cell division site. Gene Ontology annotation, molecular function: GTPase activity; GTP binding; molecular adaptor activity. The transcript has 15 exons. The record is from RefSeq and is a predicted model, not a curated record.